GGAAACAUCUGUAUGGACUAUUUCACUACAACUCAACGAUGCUUGGAUUUGAAUCACUUCCAGAUCCCACAGACACCUGGGAAAUUAUAGAGACCAUUGGUAAAGGCACCUAUGGCAAGGUCUACAAGGUAACUAACAAGAAAGAUGGGAGCCUGGCCGCAGUGAAAAUUCUGGACCCAAUCAGUGAUAUGGAUGAAGAAAUUGAGGCAGAAUACAACAUUUUGCAGUUUCUUCCUAAUCAUCCCAAUGUUGUAAAGUUUUAUGGAAUGUUUUACAAAGCGGAUCACUGUGUGGGAGGACAGCUGUGGUUGGUCCUGGAGCUGUGUAAUGGGGGCUCGGUCACUGAGCUCGUCAAAGGUCUACUGAGGUGUGGCCAGCAGUUGGAUGAAGCAAUGAUCUCAUACAUCUUGUAUGGGGCCCUCUUGGGUCUCCAGCAUUUGCACAACAACCGAAUCAUCCACCGUGAUGUGAAAGGGAAUAACAUUCUUCUGACAACAGAAGGAGGAGUUAAGCUCGUUGACUUUGGUGUCUCAGCUCAACUUACCAGUACACGGCUACGGAGAAACACAUCAGUUGGCACCCCGUUCUGGAUGGCCCCCGAGGUCAUUGCUUGUGAGCAGCAGUAUGACUCUUCCUAUGAUGCUCGCUGUGACGUCUGGUCCUUGGGGAUCACAGCUAUUGAACUGGGGGAUGGAGACCCUCCCCUCUUCGACAUGCAUCCUGUGAAAACACUCUUUAAGAUUCCAAGGAAUCCUCCACCUACUUUACUCCAUCCAGAAAAAUGGUCUGAGGAAUUCAAUCACUUUAUUUCACAGUGUCUUAUUAAGGAUUUUGAAAAGCGGCCUUCCGUCACGCAUCUCCUUGACCACCCGUUUAUUAAAGGAGCCCACGGAAAGGUUUUAUUUUUGCAAAAACAGUUGGCUAAGAUCCUGCAAGACCACAAGCAUCUCAACCCUGUCACUAAAACCAGGCAUGAAAGGAUGCAUACCAGAAGACCCUAUCAUGUGGAGGGUGCUGAAAAAUACUGCCUUGAGGAUGAUUUGGUCAAUCUAGAGGUUCUGGAUGAGGAUACAAUUAUUCAUCAAUUGCAGAAACGUUAUGCAGACUUGCUGAUUUACACAUACGUUGGAGACAUCUUAAUUGCCUUAAACCCUUUCCAGAAUCUAAGCAUAUACUCCCCACAGUUUUCCAGACUUUAUCAUGGGGUGAAACGUGCCUCAAAUCCCCCCCACAUAUUUGCAUCAGCAGAUGCUGCUUACCAGUGCAUGGUUACCCUCAGUAAAGACCAGUGCAUUGUCAUCAGUGGAGAGAGUGGCUCUGGGAAGACAGAAAGCGCCCACCUGAUUGUUCAGCAUUUGACUUUCUUGGGAAAGGCCAAUAAUCAGACCUUGAGAAAGAAAAUUCUGCAAGUCAACGCCCUGGUUGAAGCCUUUGGGAACGCAUGCACUGCCAUCAAUGACAACUCGAGCCGUUUUGGAAAAUAUCUGGAAAUGAUGUUUACCCCAACCGGAGUUGUGAUGGGGGCAAGAAUCUCUGAAUAUCUCCUCGAAAAAUCCAGAGUUAUAAAGCAGGCAGUGGGAGAGAAAAAUUUUCACAUAUUUUACCAUAUUUAUGCUGGUCUUUAUCAUCAAAAGAAACUUUCUGAGUUUAGGCUUCCUGAGGAAAAGCCUCCUAGGUACAUAGCUGGUGAAACUGGAAGGGUGAUGCUCGACAUAACUUCCAAGGAGUCUUACCGAAGACAAUUUGAAGCAAUUCAGCAUUGCUUCAGGAUUAUAGGGUUCACUGACAAGGAGGUGCACUCAGUGUACAGAAUUUUGGCUGGGAUUUUGAAUAUUGGGAACAUUGAGUUUGCAGCUAUUUCCUCUCAACAUCAAACUGAUAAAAGUGAGGUGCCCAAUGCUGAAGCUUUGGAAAAUGCUGCUUCAGUUCUCUGCAUCAGCCCUGAAGAGCUCCAGGAGGCCCUCACCUCGCACUGUGUGGUCACCCGGGGUGAGACCAUUGUCCGUGCCAACACUGUCGACAGGGCUGCAGAUGUCCGAGAUGCCAUGUCCAAAGCCCUGUAUGGGAGGCUCUUCAGCUGGAUUGUGAAUCGCAUCAAUACACUCCUGCAGCCAGACAAAAACAUAUGUAGUGCAGAUGACGGAAUGAAUGUGGGGAUCUUGGAUAUUUUUGGAUUUGAGAACUUCCAGAGAAAUUCAUUUGAGCAGCUCUGCAUAAACAUCGCCAAUGAGCAAAUCCAGUACUAUUUCAAUCAGCGUGUCUUUGCUCUCGAGCAGAUGGAAUAUCAGAAUGAGGGCAUUGAUGCUACACCUGUGGAGUAUGAAGACAAUCGCCCACUCUUGGACAUGUUCCUCCAGAAACCGCUGGGACUGCUUGCGCUUUUGGAUGAGGAAAGUCGGUUUCCCCAAGCAACUGACCAGACCCUGGUUGAUAAAUUUGAAGAUAACCUACGAUGCAAAUACUUCUGGAGGCCCAAAGGAGUGGAGCUGUGCUUUGGCAUUCAGCACUAUGCUGGCAAGGUUUUAUAUGAUGCUUCUGGGGUGCUUGAGAAAAACAGAGACACUCUUCCUGCUGAUGUGGUUAUAGUCCUGAGAACGUCAGAAAACAAGCUUCUUCAGCAACUCUUCUCAAUCCCUUUGACCAAAACAGGUAAUUUGGCCCAGACAAGAGCCAGAAUAACAGUGGCCUCAAGAUCCUUGCCUCCACAUUUUAGCUCUGGGAGAGCCAAGGUAGACACUCUGGAGGUCAUACGGCAUCCGGAAGAAACCACCAACAUGAAGAGGCAAACCAUGGCUUCUUACUUCCGGUAUUCUCUGAUGGAUCUGCUUUCCAAAAUGGUGGUUGGACAACCUCACUUCGUGCGCUGCAUUAAACCCAAUGAUGACCGAGAGGCCCUGCAGUUCUCCCGAGAGAGAGUGCUGGCCCAGCUCCGCUCCACAGGGAUUCUGGAAACAGUCAGCAUCCGCAGGCAGGGCUAUUCCCACCGCAUCCUCUUUGAAGAGUUUGUGAAAAGGUAUUAUUACUUGGCAUUCAGAGCACAUCAAACACCUCUUGCUAGCAAAGAGAGCUGUGUCGCUAUCUUGGAAAAGUCCAGAUUAGAUCACUGGGUACUAGGAAAAACAAAGGUUUUUCUCAAAUAUUACCAUGUCGAGCAAUUAAAUUUGUUACUGCGAGAAGUCAUAGGCAGAGUGGUUGUGCUGCAGGCAUAUACCAAGGGGUGGCUUGGAGCCAGGAGAUACAGAAGAGUCAGAGAGAAGAGAGAGAAGGCAGCCACUGCCAUCCAGUCAGCCUGGAGAGGAUAUGAUACUUGGAGGAAAUUUAAGAAAAUAAGCAACAGAAGGAGUGAGUCUGCUGUUCGUAUUCAAGCAGGGGACGCUUCAGACCAAAGCAGUGAUCCACAUCGUGCUGUCACAGAGGGCACCAGGGGAAGUGCCCACGUUCAAGAUCGCAGUGAGCCUGGCGACCACAAAGUUCUGAGGGGCUCUGUAGAUCAUAAAAGCCAUCCACAAGCAGAAUCCAGCAAUGGCCACGCAGAGACUUCGAACAAUUCUCCUGCUGUCACUGAAAAAAAUCGGCAUUCACGAGCUCAGAGUUCUCCAAGAGCAAGUGAUGUCUUCACAGGACAUGCAAAUAAGCAGUCAGCUUCUGGGACUGAUUCGCUGUCUUCUCGGACAUGCCAUGCUGCUCCAGAUUGCCAAGGACUGAGUCCCUCAAGAACCCCUCAAAAUCUUGGUUCAAAGAAUGGUCUUGCACAGAAGCAGCGAACACCUCGCCGACGAUGUCAGCAGCCCAAAAUGUUGAGUAGCCCUGAGGACACCAUGUACUAUAACCAGUUAAAUGGAACUCCAGAAUAUCAAGGGAGCAAGAGGAAGCCAAGAAAACUUGGCCAAAUCAAAGUGCUUGAUGGGGAAGAUGAAUAUUACAAAUCUCUGUCGCCUGUGGACUGUAUCCCUGAGGAGGACAACUUAGCCUGCCCUUUCUUCCUUUCCUCAUCCUCAAAGGGAGAUUCUUUCACUCAACACUGAGUUGUAUUUCCUGACGCUUAUUUGUCCAGCAUUAAGAACAAUUGUGAUAAUUGGCUGAUUGUCAUCAAAUAAGAAAGCACUGCCGUGGGGUCAGCUUCUUUGGACACAUGGUCCACGCCUGUGCCUUACUGAACAAUUUGCAGAUUCCUAAGCAUCUUCUCAUAUCUUUGCCACUCUCCCACAUCUGUUGUGCAGCCUGAGCUAGGCAAUCCCUCCUUUUCUCAUCCAUGGGUCCAUGUGGGACACUAAGAACACCUCCACUACAUGCCCCCAGCACCUAAGAAGGGAACAAACAAUUUCACCAUAGGCCAAUCAUGAACACUGAUAAUAUUUCUUUAUCGUCCCACCAAGUCACUUGCAAUCCAUAUAGAAUCUGCUCCAGUGGGAAUCCAGGGGUGCCUUUCCUGCUCUCUUCUCCCCUUUCCACCUUUUCUUUACACUCCCCGCUUUGCUGGGCUUUUCUACUCCUCCCACCUCCCCCAGGUUUAGGGCUCCACUGCUGAGUGUCCCCGUCCUGGAGGAGCGCCCCCAAGGUCUCCUACAACAGGAUAAUUUCCCAUAUUUAGGCAGAGGCCUAAAUCAUUCAGAUUCUUUCUACAAGGCAAAUAACCCCUCUCUUGCUAAUUAUUAUGCUGAGAAAGGCUUUGCCUCUUUAUUCCACCUUGCCAAGAUGCCAAGACACUCAUCGCUUUAGUAGUGAAAAGAAAGGAGUGAGAGGAAAAGAAAAUGUGGGCCCAUCUGAGUCCAGGUCACAUUGUUUUGGAACUCUCCACUCACUGAUCAGCUGUCUCCACUAGGCUGCAUGUGGCUUCAAGGGAAGGAUCUUAUCCUGUUCAUCUUGGUGUGCACAGAGCCAAGCACAGUGCCUGGUAGUGUGGACAUCCAGUAAAUGUAGAAUGAAUGGAGAGACUUCACUUAGUUACACAAACAUAUGUAACAGGAAAGUUACUUUCAAUUAUAUGUCAUACAUGAUUAAUGACUUUUCUUACACCAGCUCUGAUUUUUCACUCAAGGUUUGACUAGUCCUAUUGUAAUAAUGUUAUAUUAUAUAAUACUCAAUAUGAUUCAAUACGACAAACUUUUUUGAGCACCUACCACAUGCAAAACAAUAUGUGAGACUGCUAUAUGAUAUAAAGACAAGAAAACAAAAAAAAACCCUAUAAGACCCUUUCUCUAGAACACAUAUUCUCAACAUUUUUCUCACUCUAAAAUACUUGGCAGACAGUAUGCAUAGGAGUACCUAGAUUUUGAGAAAAAUAACGAUAAAGAAGUAGAAAAAAUAUUAUGAGAGUUUUGAAACGGAGGACAUUAAUAAGUAUUCUGUGAACAUAAAUAAUGAAAUGAGGCAUUUAAAAAUCUCUGAAAUUAUGAUAUUACAAGAAAAAAGAAAUAAGUAUAGCCAAUUUUUCAAUAGCUAAACUUUCCUUUUUAAAAUAUGUCUUAAUUUUUUUCCAGAUCUUCACACAAAAGGUAAUGUUUAUAAGGUAUCUAAGCAGAGCAGAAGAAACAGAAAUAAACUUUAUUUUAUUGUUUAAAAAAUAAUGUCUAGGAUAUAGAGAGUUUUAAUGUCAUUACUAAUAUAUGAAUGCCUUUGGAAAUUUCACUUUUGUCUUUGAUUUGUCUACUUUUGAUUUGAUAUUAGCUGCUCUUCAAACUGUUGAAUAGAAAUGUUCAUAACUUCCCACUUGUCCAUAUACAAUGUAAUUGUUAACCUGCCUUGUUUCUUAUUAAAAUAUACCUAUAACUAAAGUUAAAAG
Galeopterus variegatus (Sunda flying lemur) is the source of this 5782-nucleotide messenger RNA. RefSeq names its product myosin IIIB (gene MYO3B). Gene Ontology annotation, cellular component: myosin complex. Gene Ontology annotation, biological process: protein phosphorylation. The transcript is spliced from 34 exons. Lineage: Eukaryota; Metazoa; Chordata; Mammalia; Dermoptera; Cynocephalidae. The record is from RefSeq and is a predicted model, not a curated record. Bases 39 to 4025 code for a protein of 1328 amino acids. Gene Ontology annotation, molecular function: protein binding; ATP binding; protein kinase activity.